Molecule: messenger RNA, 603 nt
Organism: Anopheles nili
Lineage: Eukaryota; Metazoa; Arthropoda; Insecta; Diptera; Culicidae
Product: peritrophin-1-like
Exons: 1
Coding region: 1-603 (200 amino acids)
Cellular component (GO): extracellular region
Molecular function (GO): chitin binding
Source: RefSeq, a predicted model, not a curated record
AUGAUCAGAAAAUCGCAGUUGCUCUUCACGAACCUGGCCAUAUUGGUCAUGAGUGUUUCUGGUGACGUCGUUGGCCAUCAAACCGUUUGCAAUGGAGUUCCGGACGGGUACUUCGUCAGAGACACAACCGAUUGCCAGGGCUACUACUACUGCCGGAACGGGAUUGGAACGUACAACAGAUGUCCUGGGGAUUACUACUACAAUGAGCUGAGCCAGAUGUGUGACUUCCCGGACCGGGUAAUGUGUCACAUUUGCCUACAGCAGACGGGGGUGCAGAUUCUACCUCAUCCGCAAAACUGCAACCAGUUCAUAACAUGCGCCGAGGGUAAAUCCUACCUCGGUGAAUGCAUCGAAGGGCACGCGUUUGAUCGGUGGAUGAUGGUUUGCAAUCCGGUAGCGCGCGUUAACUGCGGCAACAAUCGCUGUCCUGUGGAGGAUGAUCCGACUGUGGUCGUAUAUCUGCCGGGGCUAAAUCGAUGUGAUGAGUAUUUUAUUUGUCGUGCAGGAUCACCCAUUCAACGGUUUUGCGCACCGGGGUUGUAUUGGGAUGCAAUGAACGAGAGGUGUGACCUUUCUGAACACGUCAAUUGUGCCCUACCCUGA